CCAUCUACCUUUCAGGGUCACCAUGAUGUCGAGAAACGGUGCGAUUCACCAUGUUGAACGAGUGGACGCGUCGAAUGAUGGUAUUUACAGGCUUUCCUGUGAUCUUUACGCCAUUGAGCGCGACGAAGUAGCGGAGGAGUUCAGUACGAGGAAGAGUGUGAGCUGCAUCAGCAAAACGCGAGCGGCGUUGUCGUGCGUUGCAAAAAGCGUUGCCUUAGUGGUCGUUGCUGGGAUUGCUAUCAAUCUGAUCUUCCCAAGCGACCUACAUCGUGGCAUACAAAACUGUUUAGGGUCGCAUAAGCACAUCGUGCAACUUCCUGCUCAUUGUACACUUCCUUCGUGCGACAAGAUUCCUUCCAUUACUCUCGGCGUCUGGCAAGCGGAGCCUGGCGAUGUGAGAGACGCCGUGAAAGCUGCGUUGAAUGCUGGGUGUAAGCAUAGCGACGGGACAUGGAGAUAUGGCAACGAAGAGGAGGUUUGGAAGGCAAUCAAGCUCCUAUAUAACAGACAAAAAUAUGUACAGCUGUGGGAACAGGUUCAUGCACCGAAGGAUGUGGAGCCUGCACUUGAUGCGACAUUGAAAGCACUUGGUGUCGACUAUCUUGAUCUGUAUCUCAUCCACUGGCCGAUCGCAUUCGAGAGAUACGAGCUCGAUGACGCGCUCACGGCUGAUCCGUCUCCGACUUGGCAGGCACUCGAAGCGAUGGCCGAUAAAGGUGCGCAACAUCAGCAUCAGCAAGUGAGUAUAUACACUUAUCCAUCAAAGCUUAAAUCGGACAACGUGCAAUGCUAUCUACUCGUCUUCGCAGC
Laetiporus sulphureus 93-53 is the source of this 810-nucleotide messenger RNA. Its product is annotated as Aldo/keto reductase. The record is from RefSeq and is a predicted model, not a curated record. The annotation marks the transcript as partial. NCBI's taxonomy places the organism in Eukaryota, Fungi, Basidiomycota, Agaricomycetes, Polyporales, Laetiporaceae. Gene Ontology annotation, cellular component: cytosol. Gene Ontology annotation, molecular function: aldose reductase (NADPH) activity. The transcript is spliced from 5 exons.